GUUGGCAUUCCGUCUAUUUACUGUUAAUUUGAAAUGGAAUUAAUUUAUCCGGAUAUCAAUAUCCUGAUCCGAUUUCACCAGCGUCAACGUCCGCACUCAUUUGUGGAAGUUCCCUGAAGUCGUUGGUUGUCGACAUCAUGGCUCGUGUGUUUGUGCCCCUCGCGGCGCUAGCGAUCUCGUCCGUGGUCAUUGCUGUCCUUCGCCGCCGCGCCAAGAAGGAGCGUCCGUUUCCCUCUGUCCGCACGCCGCUCAAGCGCGUCCCGCUCGAUGAACUGCCCAAGCUCAAGAACGACCUGCUCAUCCGAGCGUACUUGGGCCAGCCCACCGAGCGCGUCCCCGUGUGGUGCAUGCGUCAAGCCGGUCGCCACUUGCCUGAAUUCCGCGCACUUCGCCAAGCCGGCUACGACUUCUUCACCAUGUGUGGGGUCCCCGAACUCGCGGCCGAAGUCACGCUGCAACCCGUGCGUCGGUACAACGUCGAUGCCGCCAUCAUCUUCAGCGACAUCCUCGUCGUGCCUCAAGCCAUGGGGAUGGAAGUGAUUAUGGUACCCGGAGUCGGUCCCGUCCUCCCGCAGCCGCUGCGCACCCCCGAUGACCUCGACCGCCUCAUCGAACACCCCGACAUCGAAGCCACGUUAGGCUACAACUUGGACGCGUUGAACCUGACUCGUCAACUGCUCAAGGGUCAGGUGCCGCUCAUCGGGUUCUGCGGCGGUCCGUUCACGUUGCUCACGUACAUGGUCGAAGGCGGGCCGUCUAAGACCAAAUCCAAGGUCAAGGCAUGGCUAUACAACCACCCCGAAGCCGCCCAUCGCGCCCUCCAUGCUAUCACAGACGUAUGCGUCCGCUUCCUCCUGGAACAACAUGCCGCGGGGGCGCAAGCGCUCCAAGUCUUUGAAAGCGUCGGCGCCGAAGUGCUCACCCAGGCUCACUUUUACGAGUUUGCAUUCCCGUACAUGGCGCAAAUCGCCGAGCGCGUUAAGGAUAAGCUGCCGACUGUGCCGCUCGUCGGGUUCUCCAAGGGUACCCCCUAUGCACUUGAAGCAUUAGCCCAAACCAAGUACGACUGCCUGGGACUGGACUGGACGGUGGACCCUGCCGUGGUGCGGAAACAGGUGGGCGACCGCGUGAGCCUCCAGGGUAACUUGGACUCGGCGGCGAUCUACGCCGAGCCAGACACGAUUCGCGGCGAAGUCAAGAAGAUGCUGGACGCGUUCGGAACGCAAAAGUACGUGGCCAACUUUGGACACGGGUGCAAUCCCGACUUUGACCCCGAACGAGUCGACGCAUUUGUCAAGGCCGUGCAACAACUGUCUUUGCAGGCUUCGACGUAAUAACGAACGUUUACUAAACACACAAUCGCGCGUUUUUUAUUCGACGAGUUUAAC
Messenger RNA from Aphanomyces astaci, 1388 nucleotides. Its product is annotated as uroporphyrinogen decarboxylase. Lineage: Eukaryota; Oomycota; Saprolegniomycetes; Saprolegniales; Verrucalvaceae. Gene Ontology annotation, molecular function: uroporphyrinogen decarboxylase activity. Bases 138 to 1334 code for a protein of 398 amino acids. The transcript has 2 exons. The record is from RefSeq and is a predicted model, not a curated record. Gene Ontology annotation, biological process: heme biosynthetic process. Gene Ontology annotation, cellular component: cytosol.